UCAAAUUGAUUAUUUAUGUAACACAGGUUUGAUAGUUUAGCCUAGUUUAAUUUGUUGGUAUAAUUUUUGGUAAACUUUUCCGAUACACAAAUGUGUUAUUGUACCAAAUUAACUAGAUAAUAUCUCAAACGUACUGUAUUACGAGGGCUGCGGUUGUGUCGUUCGCCACUGUAGUACUGUGACCAGAUAUAUGAAAUGAUAUCGUGCUAAAAAUGUCGACUGGUGGAAAUAUUUAAAAAUAGACACAUUCUAUGUCAACAAAUAAAAAGAAGCGUUCUGAAAGAUAUUCCUGAUACGCAAAAAUGGAGGAACAACACGAUCAUCACGUUCACUUCGACGCGGCUGUGAUAAACGACGGUCUCCAUGAUAACUCCAUUAUCUAUAAGGUAGCUGCCAAAGGCAGUUCAAUCAUGAUUCAUCUAGGUUUCCUACAGACGAAGCAUAGAUAUCGAAUUGAAUUGAAGAUGCCCUUGGUCCCAUUAUUGAAUGCGGGUUUGAAAAUUGGCGCAAACUCGGAAUUCGUAGUGGAGGAAUCAAAGUUGCCAAACCAUAACUGCAAGCUGUUGGAGUUUCCCACCAAAGCGGCCGUGGACAGCGAAGGCAAGGAAAACCUAACGGCGGCCGUGGAAUUCUUUGCCCAUAAGGAGAAACUCGUCAAGGAGCACUUGCACGUUUGCGGAAAGGAGGAUCAUAGUGUUAAGCUUGACUUGGUGCUGAUUGCACGUGUGCUGGGACGAGGAAAGGGAACACCUAUGCUGCGGGAUGGCGUCCACCUGAUGGCAGUCGAGGACGACGAGGAAUCAGAACUGUCGGACUGGCAAGGAUUCCCUAAGAAGGAGUAGAAAAUUUGAAGUUUGUUCAGAUAAGCUGUAACUUUAUUUCUUUACCUUAGUUUAAAUGACCGAUAUGCAUUUCAAGGUAAUACUCUACCUCAGUUAAAAUUUCCGUAUCAGUUAGAUCAAAUGCCAACAGGCAAUUAAUACUUGACUUUACAUUCAUCAAUAACAUCGGUUUCUUUAUAUUUUAUCAUCGUUUCGGAUCAAGCGGUUGCUGCAUUAUACUGAUUAAUAUUUUAGGUGUAAAAUACGAAGAGAAUUUACUUAGUGUAAUCUGUGUCGUUUUAGAAAAACCGGAAAUGAAAAACAACAAUUAGCUACUUUAUUCAUAUAGGCUAAGUGACUGGAGGCUAAAUUGGAUGCUAUAAAGAUGGGAACUAGUAACACCUAAUCGUAAGUUUUGAAAUAAUGUAUCUUUUUUAAUCGACCUUCGAAAGAAAAAAAAUAAAGUUAUACAUUACAUCACUA
This is a messenger RNA of Aedes albopictus (Asian tiger mosquito), 1304 nucleotides long. RefSeq names its product adipose-secreted signaling protein. The transcript has 2 exons. Bases 303 to 842 code for a protein of 179 amino acids. NCBI's taxonomy places the organism in Eukaryota, Metazoa, Arthropoda, Insecta, Diptera, Culicidae. The record is from RefSeq and is a predicted model, not a curated record.